Molecule: messenger RNA, 1175 nt
Organism: Porites evermanni
Lineage: Eukaryota; Metazoa; Cnidaria; Anthozoa; Scleractinia; Poritidae
Source: the annotation of a GenBank genome assembly
AUGAUCAUUUUGUAUUCAGUUUACAAGAACUGCGCUGAAGUCUACAAGUCCGGUGCCAAGAUCAGUGGAGUGAAUAAAAUUUAUCUUGGUGGUCUGGGCGAAUUUGAAGUGUUCUGUGAUCAGAAAACUGCCGGUGGGGGUUGGACAGUGUUUCAGAAGAGGCGAGAUGGCUCUGUUGAUUUCUUCCGCGCUUGGGAUGAUUACAAACGCGGUUUUGGCAAUCUGAGUGGUGAGUUCUGGCUCGGUUUGGACAAGAUACAUCGGCUGACUGUAAGUGGUGGUUAUAAACUCCGUGUUGACUUGGAAGACAUUCAUGGAAAAACUGCAUUUGCCGAGUACAGCUCCUUUUCUGUGACAAACGAGACAGCGAAAUACCAACUGAAUUUGGGAAAUUAUUCGGGUAAGUUCAUGCAAGAUUGAAAAAGAAUCAGUUGGCGAAAAAUGUUGCUAAUUGCCAAAUGCUUGCCAAAUACAAUGACAAAAGAAAAAAGAAAGAAAGAAAAUAAGUUUUUUUUUCUUGCCCAAUUGAUCGCGAUUGGAAUGUGGAAGUUAUCAGUUGAUUUUUAUAACAACAAUUGACCUUAUUUGUAAUGUCAUAUUAAAUCAUAUAAAAAAGUUUUAAAAGGAUUGGCCCACGUCUUGAGAGUUCAGAAAUUAAGGGUAUUUCAUUGAUUAUUCAGCAAGUACAAGACCCCUCCCCUGGGAAUUCGUGGAGUAUUUUAGAGGCAAAAAAGGAAUGAAGCCUAUUUUCUACCUCUCUCAUUUACUCUUGGCUUUUCUAAAGAAUGUCUGUGCCGUUUGUUUUCAAUUUCUGUUUCGUCCAGUCUGUAACAGUUCUAGUGGAUAUUACUUAGACGAAGUGGAAGUACGUGAAUCAACUUUCCAAAAAAACACCGAAAAUAGAGCCUUUAUUUUGUGUUUUUUUUCUCUUAAUUUUUGCAGGAACCGCUGGUGAUUCGCUUGGUUAUCAUCGUGGUAUGUCAUUUACCACCAAGGAUCGUGAUAAUGACAAGAACGGCGCACGAAACUGUGCCUUGAGUUUCACAGGCGCCUGGUGGUACAAAAAUUGCUACUACUCCAAUCUGAAUGGUAGAAGAAUCUCCUGGUACCACUGGAAAAACAGUAACUACAAUUUGAAGAGAUCCGAGAUGAAGAUACGUCCGGAAGAUUUUUGA